UUGCUAAGAACUGAUCUUUGCGUAGUCAAAAACUUUUUCAAAUUUUUCAGUAAAACUAGCGGUGAUAAUAGUGAGCGAAGUCGAAACUAUGGCAUACCUAUUUGCAAUGCCAUAACACUUUUCAAUAUUGGUGAUUAUCAUCAAGUUGUGCAAACUUUAUUCCCAAUUCGCCAUAAACUAUAUCAUUUAGGAGGGAGUAAUGCCCAGCGUGAUAUAUUCACACAAAUGCUCAUACAUAGUGCUUUGUCUUCAGAAGAUGUAAAUGACCAUAAAAUCGCGAAAGCAUUAUUAGAAGAACGAAGUGUAACGAAAAAGAAUUCAUUCUUAGGUGAGAGACUGUUCAAGAAGUACCAGCAAUUGUGAAC
Messenger RNA from Thelazia callipaeda (thelaziosis nematode), 365 nucleotides. Lineage: Eukaryota; Metazoa; Nematoda; Chromadorea; Rhabditida; Thelaziidae. The record is from the annotation of a GenBank genome assembly.